AUGUCUUCAAAAGAUGAAUCUUUAUACCUAGGUUUUGACCUCUCCACCCAACAACUAAAAGCAAUUGUUGUAUCGUCUUCCCUCAAGGUCCGAUACGAAGCUAAAGUCGACUUCGAUGCCGACCUCUCCAAAUAUGGCAUCAAAAAAGGUGUACAUGUCAAUGAAGUCGAAAGAGAGGUUUACGCACCAGUAGCCAUGUGGCUCGAAGCUGUUGAUUUAGUUCUUCAACGACUUUCGGAAAAAUCUUGUCCGUUUCACUUGAUCAAGGGAAUUUCAGGCUCGGGUCAACAACAUGGAAGUGUUUAUUGGAGCCAAAAGGGCGAAGAGGUAUUGGGGGCUCUGGAGACGAAAAAGAGUUUGGUAGAGCAGUUAAAGGAUACGUUUGCGCAUCCGUGGAGUCCUAAUUGGCAAGAUGCGAGCACGCAGGAGGAAUGCGAUGCUUUUGAUCGGGAGUUGGGAAGUGAGGAGAAACUAGCAGAAGUUACGGGGAGUAAAGCUCAUCAUGUUAGUUAUGUCUUGUUAAUUCUCGAUCUUCAUAUGUCGCAGGAGUUAUGCCGAUUCACGGGACCACAAAUCAUGCGUUUUCACAAAAAGUAUCCAGAGGUCUACCGCCGUACUUCUCGUAUAACCCUCGUCUCAUCUUUCCUGGCAUCUUUGUUCCUUGGAAAAGUUGCCCCCUUCGAUAUCAGUGAUGUCUGCGGCAUGGAUCUCUGGGACAUAAAAUCCGGAUCUUGGAGCGAGCCUCUUCUCACUCUUGCAGCUGGAUCCGAUGGUCUUGCUUCCUUGAAAUCCAAACUUGGGGAGGUACGAGAAGAUGGUGGCGGAAGCAUGGGCUCUAUAUCCUCUUAUUUCACAUCUCGCUAUAACUUCCCCGCCGAUUGUGGAAUCGUCCCUUUCACCGGUGAUAAUCCAGCCACAAUCUUGGCCCUCCCUCUUCGCCCCAUGGACGCUAUCGUCUCCCUCGGAACAUCUACAACCUUCCUCAUGUCAACCCCCAACUACGUCCCAGACCCCGCUUACCACUUUUUUAACCAUCCCACUACAGCCGGUCUCUACAUGUUCAUGCUUUGCUACAAGAACGGAGGUCUUGCCCGCGAAAAAAUUAGAGAUGCUCUCCCCGCAUCCAAAACCUCAGAUCCAUGGUCCAACUUCAACAAAGCGGCCACAGAAACCCCACCUCUCGCUCAAAAGGCUCCUUCUGAUCCUGCAAAAUUAGCUCUCUAUUUUCCCCUCCCAGAAAUUGUGCCAAAUGUCCGAGCCGGUACCUUCCGCUAUGAAUCCUCACCAAGCAGUACACUAAAUGAAGCCAAAACACCAUAUGAUCCUGAAACGGAUGCUCGUAUCAUUGUAGAAUCACAAAUCCUUUCUUUACGUCUUCGUUCGCAGAAAUUGGUUACUUCUCCUUCGGAAGAUAUACCAGCUCAGCCUCGUCGUAUCUAUCUCGUAGGUGGUGGGUCGCAUAAUCCGGCCAUUGCGAAGAUUGUGGGUGAGGUUUUGGGUGGAGUGGAGGGGGUGUGGAGAUUAGAUGUUGGAGGGAACGCGUGUGCCUUGGGCGGUGCUUAUAAAGCCGUUUGGGGCGUAGAGCGAAGCGAGAAGGAAGGAGGCAGAAUUGGAAGUGGAAAUGAGGCAAAAUGGAAAGGGGAAAGUUUCGAGGAAUUGAUAGGAAGAAGGUGGAAAGAAGAGGGUGCUAUUGAGAAGAUAGAUGAGGGGUAUAGACCAGAGGUGUGGAAGAAAUACGGGAGUGCUCUUGGAGCAUUUGAGGAGAUGGAGAAGGUGAUUCUGGAGGGUGAGGAAAGGUCUAAGAAGUGA
Molecule: messenger RNA, 1809 nt
Organism: Botrytis fragariae
Lineage: Eukaryota; Fungi; Ascomycota; Leotiomycetes; Helotiales; Sclerotiniaceae
Product: putative d-xylulose kinase protein
Exons: 3
Coding region: 1-1809 (602 amino acids)
Biological process (GO): xylulose metabolic process; D-xylose metabolic process
Cellular component (GO): cytosol
Molecular function (GO): D-xylulokinase activity
Source: RefSeq, a predicted model, not a curated record